AUGAACUUCCACUUUGAGCAGCACAUAGCUGAAACGGAAUUUUACGCAGCUGAGGCUCAGAAAAUGUCAUUGAGGACCAAGAGGGAGCUUCGGGUACGCUUCCAGCUGGACCCACCGCCAGAGUCCUGCAUCAAGCAAGAACCUCAAGAUGAGAAUUCCGAUUGCAAUGGGGAUCCAAACUUUCAGAAAGUCCCCUCUAUCAGCGACCUGUCAGACCCCGAUAAUUCCACAGGUUUGCCCCUCUCUGUGUUAUCUCUGACGCAAAAAUUCCGUGAAAAGCAACAAGCGGCGGCUCGAACAGACCGAUGA
Messenger RNA from Darwinula stevensoni, 309 nucleotides. The record is from the annotation of a GenBank genome assembly. NCBI's taxonomy places the organism in Eukaryota, Metazoa, Arthropoda, Ostracoda, Podocopida, Darwinulidae.